This is a messenger RNA of Limanda limanda (common dab), 828 nucleotides long. RefSeq names its product trafficking regulator of GLUT4 1. Gene Ontology annotation, cellular component: membrane. The record is from RefSeq and is a predicted model, not a curated record. Lineage: Eukaryota; Metazoa; Chordata; Actinopteri; Pleuronectiformes; Pleuronectidae. The transcript has 4 exons. The coding region runs from base 1 to 828 and encodes 275 amino acids.
AUGACAACAACAGCCCGACCGGAAACACCAGCGACAACAACAAAACGACCGGAAACACUAACGGAAACACCAGCGACAACAACAAACCAACCAGAAAAAAAAGCGACAACAACAAACCAACCGGAAACACCAACAACAAACCGACCGAGCGAGCCGUCACCUUUCUUCAACACGCAGCUUCGUCAGUCGGCCACUAGUCCCAGCAGCAUGGAGGAGACACAGCAGCCAAUCAGCACGCAGCCAGAUGGCGGCCAAGCAGGCCACGCCCCCGUGACCUCUCAACCAGCUGACCAGGGAGCCGCCUCCUCAGCGGCAGAGGUGAUGAGAGAGGAGGGAGGAGCCAUGGAGCACCUGACUGUGAUCGGCGACAACAUGGAGACCAGUAACGGCGUCGCUCCGGCGAUGGUCGACUCCUCCCCCACAGUGUCCUCUGUGUCGCCCAUGCUGCACGCCAAGCCGGGCGGCCACGCCAACGGCCGCUCGGGCCUGGGCAGCCGGUCCGGCUCGUUAGUGGCGGGCUCGCCCCGGCCCUCGCUCACCCGCCGGCCCAGCGGCUUCGUAGAGGGCGCCGUGGACGGGUCCAAGCCGCGGGACUACCUCCUCCUCGCCAUCCUGUCCUGCUUCUGCCCCCUGUGGCCAAUCAACAUCGUAGCACUCACCUUCUCUGUGAUGUCCAGGAACAGUCUCCAGCAGGGGAACGUGGACGGCGCCCGGCGUCUGGGCCGUAACGCCAUGAUCCUGUCCGUGGUGGCCAUCUUGGGAGGAAUUGCCAUCAUUGCUGCAGCCAUCGCCCUCAACUGGGGCUGUAAGGAACUGCAGGCUCUUUGA